AUGCCUUUCACCCCCAUCCACCCCAAUGCGGGCAUCCAAUACCCUCUCCGGGUUACCAUCGGUGAUGAUGAUCAUGUCCCAACCCACCAAAUUGCGCACGUGAAUGGACCGGCCACUACCGUCUUUGGGAUGUCGGCGUCCGCGAAUGUCGCUGUCAAGAUCCAAAAUUACAAUGCGCCUGAUUUUGUGGCGGACCCGCCAACUUCGGCAUACUUUGAUCAUCCUCUACACAAGGGGGACAAAGUGUCCAUUGCAUUGUCAAUCGUCUUUGAUAGCGACGUCAAUGGCAACGAUCUGGUCUUCGGGAAUUACUUCAGUCACUCAAUCGAGGAGAAGCUCCCCGAUGCAUGGAACACGAUGUCCAAAUUUGCCAAGCGAAAGUUCGAGAAGUCGAUUGAGUACAACUUGAAGGGGCCCACCUCUUCGGUCUACAGCCCCGCCCUUUCGAGCACGUCACAGUUCCGCAUCGGCGUGGAGAGCCCGUUGCCGGCUGAAAAGCUCAACCAGUACACCCUCGUCCUGGAAGGGUCGGACACUGAGUGCGGACAAAUUAUUCACAACGUGCAGGGAAUUCCUGACAAUGCCGCCGAUCGUAAAGAGUUCUUCCAAGAUACGAAAAACCGUGAAAAUUUCUGCUUUUACGGAGGUGUCCAAUACUUUUUCGACUUUGCUAACGCGGCCUUGAACCCUACUGACCUCUGCCUGAACUUGCCUGGAUACGACUUACCUUUCUUCCAAAUCAUGGAUGACCCCAACCAUGAACUACGGUACGCUCUGAAGAACCGGAAGACUGGGGAGGUGUACUUGGUGGUGGUCUUGUCUGUUGCUUUUCGCAACGGACAGGCUGCUGCCUUGCGCCUCGCCCAGGAGGUGGGUCCGACCUCGGCGAGCCUGCGGGCUCUGUUUGAGGCAAGGGUCGCCCGGCGACAACGCAGGUAG
Penicillium odoratum is the source of this 939-nucleotide messenger RNA. RefSeq names its product DUF1769 domain-containing protein. Lineage: Eukaryota; Fungi; Ascomycota; Eurotiomycetes; Eurotiales; Aspergillaceae. The record is from RefSeq and is a predicted model, not a curated record. The transcript has 3 exons. The coding region runs from base 1 to 939 and encodes 312 amino acids.